AUGAGCCGCCAUGUGGUUGACGUCGCGCGGAUAGGUCUUCACUUCUCAGGAAACUUGCCCAUCGCAGCAAUUCCACUGGUACGAUCGCCCACCAUCAGGGCGCAGCAUACAUUAAUACCUCGACUACCUGCCGCGACAGCCGUCCUUUCACAUACUCACCAUGCUGGAACCGCGGUUACACCCUUCAGACGGCCUCGAUCGGCGACGACGGAGAUAACGGAUCAUGUCUGGGCGAAAGGUCUGCACACGCAGUCGCGAACAUGGGAACCGACGGUGCCGUGGACGAUGAAGCUGGUGCUGCAGAGAAGAUGGAGCAGCGACCAGAAGAGUCCUAUAGAGAAUCCAGCGGCACGGGGAGCAGAGGCUGCACCAGGAAGCAAGCCUGUAGCAGCAACGUCCAAGACAUCUGAAAAUACCAGUCAUGGCACCGAUGCAGGGGAGCAGCACAAUUGGCUCUCUGAUCGACUGCCGCACCUACAACGGCCGACUAAGGAAGAGCUCCUUGCUGCGGCGACAGGCUUCUGGCAUAGACUGCAAAUUCGUUUCAAGUGGUUCUCGAUACGAAGUGUUCGACCAUUUACGAUGGAUGAGAUCUUUGCCUUCAUGAGCUGGAUAUUUUGGGGGCAUGUACUCUGGCUCAUCAUUGGAACGACCACUUUCGUCAGCCUGGCAAUUUGGGCUGUCAACACGGUCUUCGCGCAGGAGACAUUGGCGGGCUGGAUUGGCAACUACUUGACCAAAAGCAGCGGCAUCAAGAUCGUCUUCGAGAGCGCAGUUGUGCCGCGAUGGGGAGAUGGUGUGAUUCGCUUCAAUAAUGUGUUUGUGAGCCGUCGACCAGAAAGAGCAAAGAGGCAACGAUCAGUCACAAAGGGCUCUUCUACAACAGCGGCCGCAGAAGCAGCUGCAGCCAUGCAAGCUUAUGCGCAGACACAAAAGGACAGGCCGGUGUAUGGUCCACAGAACGAGGACGAAGACGAUGGCAACUACAGCCAAUUUGAUGUCACGAUCAAGCAGGUCGAUGUCAGCCUGUCCUUCGCGAAGUGGUUCAAUGGCAAAGGUCUGCUCAGAGAUGUGUCAAUCGUAGGAGUGCGUGGUGUUCUCGAUCGAACAUCAGUACAACCUCGAAAACCGGACGAUCCACCCCCAGAAGCUUAUCGCCACGAGCACAACACCGGAGACUUCGAGAUCGACAACUUCAAGAUGGAGGACGUGCUGCUGACAGUUCACCAGCCAAGAAACUUUCGACCAUUCCAAGUCAGCUUGUCAAUGUGUGAGCUACCGAGAUUGAGGAAGCAAUGGCUCUUUUACGACUUCUUGUCUGCCAACCACAUGUCUGGACAGUUCGACAAUGCUAUGUUCAAUGUGCAUCCAAGGCAAGUCCACGGAACGACAGGGAUGUCACUGAUUGACGGAGUGGAGGAAGACGCGUCACAGUGGAAGAAGCACACUCGGAUUGAGCUGCGAGGUCUGAACAUUGACCAUCUCAACCGAGGUGUCGAAGGUCCUUUCUCGUGGAUCCAGGAAGGCAACGUUGACAUCGUGUCGGAUGUCAUGCUACCGCACGACGCAGACGGAAGUAUUGCCAAGGUCAUGAGCGAUUUCUACGAUCGCAUGGAAGCAACCGUCUCCAAUCAAGCGCAUCAAGUGCAGCACGGUGGCAGCAGCUCGAACGUGAUCGACAACCGAGACGAUAUCCCUGAGCAGGUUCAGCAAGAAGUCAAGACCGAGGAGCCCCAAGACGAGAAUCACAAUCGCUUCAUCGUCUUCGACAUCAACAUCCACCUGAACGAUGUUCGAGCAAGUGUCCCGAUCUUCACAAGAGACCUCUCGUACGUCAAUAACGCCGCAGUCCGACCCAUCGUGGCCUACAUCAACUCACACUCCCGCGGCUCCUCAAACUACAUCCCAAUCAGUUGCCGCAUCAUCAAGCGACUGAGUGAGUUCGAUGGGUCCUGGACCGUCUUCGAUUCUGGCCUGCUGGACGACUUAUCUCGAGAGACAUACGAAGCAUUCGUCCGCGACAUUGGUGACCACAAACAACGCAACCGCCGUAUCCGAAAAGUAGGCUUAUGGGCGACACAGGUCGUUGCCCAAGCCCUCUUCCUCGGACUGGCUGGACAUCUUGCGUAA
Fulvia fulva is the source of this 2130-nucleotide messenger RNA. RefSeq names its product Mitochondrial distribution and morphology protein 31. NCBI's taxonomy places the organism in Eukaryota, Fungi, Ascomycota, Dothideomycetes, Mycosphaerellales, Mycosphaerellaceae. The record is from RefSeq and is a predicted model, not a curated record. Gene Ontology annotation, cellular component: mitochondrial inner membrane. The transcript has a single exon. Bases 1 to 2130 code for a protein of 709 amino acids. Gene Ontology annotation, biological process: mitochondrion inheritance.